This is a messenger RNA of Gongylonema pulchrum, 195 nucleotides long. The record is from the annotation of a GenBank genome assembly. NCBI's taxonomy places the organism in Eukaryota, Metazoa, Nematoda, Chromadorea, Rhabditida, Gongylonematidae.
AUGAAGGUGGGAGCGCCACGCAUUUCGGUGCUUGCGGUGGACAGUUACGUGUCAACACCCGAAUGCAAGAAAGCGCUGGAGAAAGAGGACGUGUUCAUCCUGAUAGGCAGUCUGGGUCGCAUCAAUGAGCUUUUCGAGGCUCGAAUUAUAAGUUUGUUUUUUUAUUCUGUUUAUUAUAUUUGUCAUAGACGAUGA